This is a messenger RNA of Sodiomyces alkalinus F11, 849 nucleotides long. RefSeq lists its product as hypothetical. The record is from RefSeq and is a predicted model, not a curated record. Gene Ontology annotation, cellular component: cytoplasm. Gene Ontology annotation, biological process: N-acetylglucosamine metabolic process. Lineage: Eukaryota; Fungi; Ascomycota; Sordariomycetes; Glomerellales; Plectosphaerellaceae. The transcript has 4 exons. Bases 1 to 849 code for a protein of 282 amino acids.
AUGGUCCGUCUUAGCCACGGUCUUCAAUAUCAAGUAUCUGUAGUCUCGUACGACAUCCCCCGCAUCGCCCUAUUUCCCGCCCUGCCCCCUUUUCGCCCUCUGUUCCCCAGCGGCUACAGGAUGGGUUGUUCUACGGAUAAUAUCGAUGCCGGCCCUAUCCCUGCACUGCCGUACUGGCAAGUUAAUGUGCCCCCAGAAGAGAGGUCGGACGAGUGCCCCGAAGCGUUGCAGCAUCUCAGUGCCAAGGACGUGGGUAUUCUCAGCACUCCGGAUGAUGCAUACAAUUCACAAACAUGGCCAGAGGUGAGGCAGCUCGUGGCGGAAAACCGGCUCGAUUUGUUUCAGCGUGUGCCGUCCGAGUUGAGGCGGUACAGGAUUUUCGUCCACGAAGUGAUGGAGGAGCAUGGGAGCGUGAUGAACUUUAUCCUUGGACAGCGGCUGCACUGGACGCAACCAUUACAGGCGAACGGGAGAUAUUUCCAGGACCCAGGUGAUGUCAAGAUUCUAUUCAACGACUGGCCCUACGGGAUCGAUGAGCGAAUCAAGCACUUGGUUGUGUGGACUAAGUUUGUCUUGGAGGACGAUCCUCUGACUGGAGACCUCAAGGAGUCGACUAGGGCGGAAGUGGGUCGGUUUGUUGGCGAGACGUUUCGAAAACAAUUGCCCAAAGACACGGUCAUUUCGUUCAGGAACUGCAGCAGCCUGAAGUCUGUCCACGCCGUCGAACACUUCCAUGUCAUGCUCUUCGACCCUCCUUCGGACCCCUCUGCGAUAAGCUCAGAGGGCGAUACCAGAAUGCCAGCAACCCUCGAUACAGUUUCUGCUUACAAGCCGCAGCUCAAAGUUUGA